AUGGUAAUAUUCUCUGGCCUUGCCAUUGGCUCAGACGGAUAUAACGCUGCCGUCAUUGGCAAUGUCGAGCUCCUGCUUGCUAUCCUGUACCCAGAAUCAUUGACUAGCUCCAUAUACACUCGCCUAUCCAAUGCAUUUCUGAUUGGCAUGAUCGUCGGCAUGUUGAUGUUCGGAGUCGUUGCCGACCAACUUGGCCGAAAGACUGGCGCUGUAGCAACCACCGCACUACUUGUCUUGGGCAUCGUGUUGUCAACAGCUGCAAAGGGCGAGACCGAUACUGGCAUGUUCUGGAUGCUGAUCAUCGCUCGUGGUAUUGCUGGUGUUGGCGCAGGCGGCGAAUACCCAGUCAGCGGAGCUGGCGCAACAGAAGCAUCCGAUGAGAACAAGGGCAUGCGCAAGCACCGCGGAUUCAUGUUCGCCAUGAUUGCUGAUCUCUCAGCCUCGCUUGGAUAUGUAUUCGGUGGUCUUGUACCCCUACUUCUCUUACUCUGUGUUGGUCAGAAGAAGGAACACUAUGAUAUCGUCUGGCGGCUCAGCUUUGCGCUCGGCUUGAUUCCACCAGUCUCGAUUUUCUGGUUCCGAUACAAGAUGGCGGUUUCGACUGCUUAUCGCAAAGCAUCGAUGAGACGGCAGAAGGUUCCGUACGUGCUGGCGAUCAAGCGUUAUUGGCGCCCUUUGCUCGGUGCUUCGUCGACUUGGUUCCUGUACAACUGGAUCGCCAUUCCAUUCGGCAUCUUCUCCGGCACCAUCACCAACCGCGUCAACGCCGGCGACUCACUGAUCACCAACCUCGGCUGGGGUGUCGUCAUCAACUGCUUCUACAUCCCAGGGCCGUUCAUCGGUGGUUACCUUUCGGACAAGAUUGGUCGUCGCAAGACCAUGGCACUCGGAUUUGCAAUGCAAGCUGUACUUGGCUUCGUCCUCGGUGGCGCAUAUCACAAGAUCGUACCCAUCUUCCCACUGUUUGUGGUCAUGUAUGGUGUUUUUCUGACCCUUGGAGAAGUCGGUCCCGGCUCGACAGUGGUACUCGCGUCAUCAGAGAGCUUCCCUACAGCUAUCCGUGGCCAGAUGAUGGGUCUUUGUUCAGCCAUCUCCAAAGCCGGUGCUGCUAUUGGAACUCAAGUGUUCAUACCGAUCACAUCAGGUGCAGGCGACCAAGGAGCCUUCCUGGUGGGAUCUGCUUUUGCUGUUCUGGGUGCACUGAUAGCAUUCUUUGUCAUUCCGGAUGUAGGCAGGAAGCUGGAAGAUGAAGAUGAGAACUGGAAAAAGUAUCUGGAGGAGAAUGGAUGGCUUGCUGACUGGGGUGACAAUGAGACGAAAGAUCCCAAGGGUGUUAUCAUCAACCAGAGAUCAUCUUAG
Aureobasidium namibiae CBS 147.97 is the source of this 1359-nucleotide messenger RNA. RefSeq names its product inorganic phosphate transporter. Gene Ontology annotation, biological process: carboxylic acid transport; transmembrane transport. The transcript has 3 exons. The record is from RefSeq and is a predicted model, not a curated record. Gene Ontology annotation, molecular function: carboxylic acid transmembrane transporter activity. NCBI's taxonomy places the organism in Eukaryota, Fungi, Ascomycota, Dothideomycetes, Dothideales, Saccotheciaceae. Gene Ontology annotation, cellular component: plasma membrane. The coding region runs from base 1 to 1359 and encodes 452 amino acids.